Molecule: messenger RNA, 4209 nt
Organism: Spathaspora passalidarum NRRL Y-27907
Lineage: Eukaryota; Fungi; Ascomycota; Pichiomycetes; Serinales; Debaryomycetaceae
Gene: SMC4
Product: condensin subunit
Exons: 1
Coding region: 1-4209 (1402 amino acids)
Biological process (GO): mitotic chromosome condensation
Cellular component (GO): chromosome
Molecular function (GO): ATP hydrolysis activity; protein binding; ATP binding
Source: RefSeq, a predicted model, not a curated record
AUGAAGAGAAAGAGACCAGCUAUACCAGACAGCGAAGAUGAAUCCACAUUCAUCAAUAAUAGCGACUACAGCGCUCUGAAUAACGGCCAUUCACCUGGGCCAAGCGUGGCUGCACCAGGUUUGAAAUCAGAAGGUGAUGACACGUUCAUGACAGCUGAAUACAAUCAAUCUGACAAUACUAACAUGGUUUUUGAACAUAGCGACAUAAUAACCGAUGGACCUAAGAUUCAGAUUGAAAGAAUUCCUGAAGAAAUUGAGAAUGGUCUUGUUGAUGACGCGUCUGAACCUUCCAACUCAGACCCUGAAACAGACCCUUCAACCCACAUGGCAUCCAUAGUGAAUGUCCAGGAGCCUGCGGAUGUCUCAGCAGUACUGAAACAAGAAGAAAAGACCUCCUUCAUUGCUAGCAGCCCAAAUCACCCACCGCCAGUAAUAUUGCCUAUAAUUUCCCCAACAAAAAAGACGAGAGAGUCUCUUAUAGUAAACUCAGCAAUUAAACUGGAGCCCCGAUUAGUGAUUGACAAGCUUCGUCUCACAAACUUUAAGUCAUAUGCAGGAGAACAAAUUAUUGGUCCGUUUCAUUCGUCCUUUUCAGCUGUGGUUGGCCCUAAUGGUAGUGGUAAAUCCAAUGUUAUCGAUUCUAUGCUUUUCGUAUUCGGCUUCCGAGCUCUGAAAAUGAGACAGGGGAAGCUUUCGGAGUUGAUACAUAAUUCAGAAGGUUUCAAACCAGAUUUUUGUCAAGUUGACAUUUACUUCCAUUUAGUUCUAGAUGACCCAAUUGAUCCUCAAAAAUCAGAAAUUGUACCCAAUUCAGAAUUAAUUGUUUCGAGAAAAGCAUUCCGCAAUAAUCUGUCACUGUAUUACAUAAACGGAAGAACAAGUAAUUACACCGAUGUCACCACAUUAUUAAAAGAGAAAGGAAUCGAUUUAGAUCAUAAGAGAUUCUUGAUUUUGCAAGGUGAAGUUGAAUCGAUUGCUCAAAUGAAACCAAAAGCUGAAGGUAACAAUGAUGAUGGAUUGUUGGAAUAUCUUGAAGAUAUUAUCGGAACCACCAAGUACAAGAAGUUGAUUGAGGAUAGUAUGUUACGAAUUGAUGAAUUGAAUGACGUUUGUAUGGAGAAAGCCAAUAGAUUCGAUUUAGUGGAAAAGGAUAAAGAACAACUUGAAAGUAAAAAGACCGAAGCACUUCGAUUUUUGGAAUUGGAAAAGAAAUUAACUCAUGCUAAAAGUAUUCAGUUUCAAGUGAAUAUUUUCCACCAUAAUAAGAAGAUUGAACAUCGUCAAAAGGAAUUUGAUGAGUUAAACCAAGAAUUAGAACAAGGUAGAGAAGCCAACAAGGAACUUCUUCAAGGAAUAGAGAAAGAAGUUGAUCAACAAAAGAAAAUUGAAAAAGAGAUAAAGAUUUUAACCGGUCAAAUUGAUGAAUUGGUGAAACAUCGUAAAGAAAUAACCAAACGUAACGUUUCCAAUGAAGAAAAAGUAAAAAAUUUAAACAACAAGUUAAAGAAAAUCCAAAAAUCCUUAGAAACACUGAAACAUACCUUGAAUAGUUCAAAUCAAAAACUUUCCAAUUAUGCAGAUGCUCAAGCACAAUUCAAAUCUGAAACUGAGAAAUUGAAUAAUCAAUUAAUAGAAGAAGAUGCUAAGUUGCAGGAAAUUAGACAAAGUUUGACUGAAAAAACGUCUGAAUUCACUAAGGAGAUUGAAGCAUUGCAAACCAAGUUAGAACCAUGGAAGAACCAAUUAAAGGAAAAAGAUAACGCAAUUCAAUUAGCACAAUCAAAUAUUGAAAUUCUUCGAACUCAAAUGACUAGUACAACAAAGCAACUUGAUGAAGCCAAAGAGAAACUUUUAACAAUCAAGAAAGAAGGUAAAGAAAAGGAAAAUGAAUAUCGAGAAAAUGAAGAAAAGUUGGAAAAGAUUAAAGAACAAAUUGCUCUUGGUGAAGAACAAUGCAAGGUAGAAAGAAACCAAGUAGAAAACAUGAAGUCCCAAUUAAGUUCAUUCAGACAUAAAGUACAAGAAUCAUCUAGUAUUGUCCUGACUAAUCAAAACAAAAACAAGGUUUUAACCGCUUUACUUCGUCUUGCAAAGUCAGGAAGAAUCGAUGGGUUUUAUGGAAGAUUAGGUGAUCUUGGGUUAAUCGAUGAGAAGUAUGAUAUUGCUAUCUCAACAGCUGGUGGACCAGCAUUGGAUUCUAUGGUUGUGGAAACAGUAGAAACUGCUCAAAGUUGUAUCGAAUAUUUGAGAAAGAACAACUUGGGAUAUGCCAACUUUAUAUGUUUGAACAAGUUACGUUCUUUCAAUCUUGCUCCUAUACAAACUCCCGGGGAUCCUGCUAAAGUUAAAAGAUUGUUCGAUUUGAUUCAACCUACUAGUUCCAAGUUUGCUCCAGCAUUUUAUAGCAAGCUUUAUAAUACAUUGGUUGCUCCUGAUUUAGCUGAAGCUAAACGAGUAGCAUAUGGUCCAAAGAGAUACAAGGUUGUAACAUUGGAUGGUAAGGUUGUUGAUAUUUCUGGUGCUAUGACAGGUGGUGGUAAUUAUCCAUCGAAAGGAGGAAUGAGAUUAACUAAUUCCCGUGGAGGUACUGAAUCUAUGGUUUCUGAAAAGGACCUUGAAGAAAUGAAGAUUAGAUUGAAUGAAAUGGAAAAUAAAUUUGAAAUGGCAAGUGCUGCAUUUGAAGAAAAGAAUUCCAUGUUGAGGAAAUUAAAGGAUUUAAAACCGGAAACCGAGUUUGCAAUAAGUAGACUAAGACUUGAUAUUGAAUCUCUUGCAUCUGAAAAGAAGGAGAUUACCCAAGUCUGUAAGAACUUAAUUGCCGAACAACAAAAUAUGGAAGAAAGCAACCCCUUUGAACAACAAAUUAAGGAAAAAGAGCAAGAGGUUGAGAAAUUAACCAUUGAACGUAGUGAGCUCAAAUCGGAAAUGAAGGUCUAUGAAAUGCAGAUUUCUACUUUUGAACAAAAGAUUAUGGAUGCUGGUGGUGUUGAAUUGAAGAUGCAAAGCUCCAAGGUUGAUUCUCUCAAGAAUCAAAUUUCUAUUAUUCACGAGAAAACUUCAGGUGAUAGAAUGACAGUUAAGAAAUUAGAGAAUGAUAUCAAGAGACAUACCAAGAUUAUUGAAACGGCCACCAAGGAACAAGAACAAGCUCAAGCUGAUUUGAAUUUAAUACAAGCUUCUCAAGGUGAUGUUGAUUCUGAACUACAAGAGAUAAAUGGGAGAAUCAAGCAAUUGGAGACGGAAAGGGGUGAUCGUGAAGAUGAAUUGGAAACACUCAAGACCGAGCUUGAAACAAAACAGGAUGAAAUCAACAAGUUUAAGCUGGCUGAAAUUGAGCUUGAAAACAAGUUGGAGAAAGUCAACUCUCUGAUCAAAAAGCUACAUCAUUUGAUUGAACAAGACAAGGAAGAGCUUGAAGGUAUUAUUCCACGUGAUGCUCAGCCAUACUUGUAUUGGCUUGAAGAAGAAGAACAAGCUAAAUAUAAUGGAGGUAUAAUUGAGCAACUUUCUGAAGAAGAGAUUCGUGAUGUUGAUCUUGAGAAUGUGAAUGCUACAAUUGAAGAAUUGGAGGCAUAUAUGGCUAAUGUCAAGGUUGAUAUUGAAGUUUUGAAAGAAUAUGGGACAAAGAUUGUUGAAUACAAGGAAAGAAAGAAUGAUCUUAAUCAAGCUGUUGAGGAGAGAGAUGUAAGUAAAGAUUAUUGCGAGGAUAUGAAGCGGAAACGAUUAGAUGAAUUCAUGGUUGGAUUCAAUACAAUUUCAAUGACUUUGAAGGAUAUGUAUAGAAUGAUUACUAUGGGAGGUAAUGCCGAGCUUGAACUUGUUGAUAGUUUGGACCCAUUCUCGGAAGGUAUAUUGUUUAGUGUGAUGCCACCAAAGAAAUCCUGGAAGAACAUUUCCAAUUUAUCCGGGGGUGAAAAGACUUUAAGUUCAUUGGCAUUGGUUUUUGCCUUGCAUACAUACAAACCUACUCCAUUAUAUGUCAUGGAUGAAAUUGAUGCUGCUUUGGAUUUCAGAAAUGUGUCUAUUGUUGCCAAUUAUAUUAAGGAGAGAACCAAGAAUGCACAAUUUGUGGUUAUUUCAUUAAGAAACAAUAUGUUUGAAUUGGCUCAACAAUUGGUGGGUAUUUACAAAGUUAAUAACAAGACCAAGAGUAUAGCGUUGGGUAAUAUUGAUAUUUCCAAUUUCAGUUUUGGAAAAGUGUCAAGUUGA